CAAGGACACAAAAGGUCUUACUUCACUCUACAACAUUUCUGCUUUCUUCCAGAACAGAGAUGCCACCAACAGCAGCGAGUCUCUCCAUCAGUAACUGACAUACCCAAACCUUCCACAGCCAGACAGAACAGAUAUAACGCUUUUAGGCUGGCUCCAGAAGAUUCAGACUGUGUUUGACUACCACCCUUUUGGAUAAAUAUUUCAGGAUUCAAGAUGAAUAAGACAAGGGCUGUUAAUGAUGUUUUUCAUUUCCUGAUCAACAAGAACUGGAGCUCAAGCAGAAGCUUUCCUAUGAACAUUUCCAAUCAGUGCAUGAACAUCACCGACCUUACUGUCUUUCUGGCCACCUCUUACAGCUUGGAGACUGUUCUGGGCAUUGUGGGAAACAUCUGUCUGAUUGCUGUCAUUGCCAGGCAGAAGGAAAAGGCAAAUGUCACCAAUAUCCUAAUUUUCAACUUAAUAAUUUCAGACUUGUUUAUGUGUCUUGUCUGCCUGCCUUUCACUGUUGUUUACACCAUGAUGGACUACUGGAUAUUUGGGGAAGUCAUGUGCAAAAUGACCUCUUUCACUCAGUGCACAACUGUGACAGUGUCAAUCCUUUCCCUUGUCCUUAUUGCUCUGGAAAGACACCAGCUCAUCAUAAACCCAACUGGCUGGAGGCCAAAUACCUCCCAAGCCUACGUAGGAAUUGGAGUGAUUUGGACUUUAGCAUGUCUCAUGUCCCUACCCUUUUUGACCACAUCCGUCUUGUCUAAUGAGUUGUAUGAGCAGCUCUCACACUUCAUGAAUUUUUCUACUGAUAAGGCAAUAUGUAUCAACUCUUGGCCUUCUGAGCAGCACAAACUUAUCUACACUACCACUUUACUGCUCCUGCAAUACUGCAUCCCUCUGUUCUUCAUUAUCCUUUGCUACCUGCGUAUCUACUUACGCCUGCAGAAGAGAAAGGACAUGUUUGAGAAGAGUGAGUACAGCAACCGAGCAGUCCAGCUGAGAAGGAUAAACAUCUUGCUAGCAUCCAUGGUUGCUGCUUUUGCUGUUUGCUGGCUACCACUACAUGUUUUCAACACCAUCGUGGACUGGAAUUACAAAAUCAUUUCGCCUUGCCACCACAACCUGAUCUUCUCAUUGUGCCACCUGGUAGCUAUGGCUUCUACCUGUGUCAACCCUGUUAUCUAUGGUUUCCUAAACAGCAAUUUCAAAAAAGAAGUGAAGUCACUGAUUCUGAGCUGCCAGCAUAAUUCAGUAACUGCCUCAAUGGAAGAAUAUGAUCAUUUGCCUUUAUCCACCAUGCAGACUGAAAUUUCCAAGGGGUCACUGAUGUUGAACUGCAGGCACAAUUCUAUCUAACGAGCAGAAAACAUUUCAGAAGGGUGCAUUGACAUCACACAUCAAUUAUUACCUGUGGGUAAUAAUAAAGCAACUGGUGAUGCCACAGCUGGGUUGUGAACAGGAAGCCAUCGCUACCUGAUUUUUGGAAGAACAAGGAAAGUAAUGUCUUAAAUGUUCACAGUUGCUGCUGUGGUGCACAAGCUUUUCAUGUCACUGAGGUGGUACGGACACUGAGAAGACCAGGCUGAUGUAAAGCAGCUGCUCUAAGAUCAGUGACUAAGCUGUGGGUGCACAGAGGCUGACAUGGGUUCAUCAGCAAAACUUUUUUCUCUACCAUGGCUGCAGUAGAAAACCAGAUUUCCAGUUUCAUCACUGCAGGCUGCCAAAAGUUGUGUUGGAGAAGACUCUCAGUUUUCCAGUAUUAGUAAGAUUUUUAUGCACAGCUGACACACCAGUGGAACAGAGUGUGAAUAUCAAGUUUUGUAAAUAUUUGUGAAGAUCAAUUAUGUAAGUAUCAAUUUUUUUACCACCUCUCACAGCCCAUUAAGUAACAGUAAUAUUUCAGAUCUUCACAUAAAACAACUGCCUGUUUAUAUGAAACUUCACUCUCUGCCAUAAGCUUGAGAAAAGUCAUUGCCUUUGCAAGUAGAGACAAGGAACAAUGACCCUGGUAUGUAAAGAGGACAGUCACUUAUGAAGGAUGGCAGCAAAUGAAAAUGUUAUUCAAUGGAUUAAACUCAGAAUGCAUUGAGAUGAUACUGAGAACUGUUUUUAAGCACACGAAAAACAGCUGUAGAUCUACAUGGAAAUGAGUCAGUUCUGGCUGCUGUCAGUCACAAAGCUCAGCAAUGCUACAGCUUCAUGCUAUGAUGGUACAAGAUGGCCAGAUUACAGGAGUUGUUCCAGGACCUGGUAGCAACAUGACGUUCUGCUUCAGCACCUUCUUGGUACUUUAAUUGCAAAGUAUCUAAUUCAGAAGGUCAGACUGAGCAUGAAAACCUGUCUGUGGAAAUAAUGUGUUUCCAGAAUGGCUAUACUUCCAAAGAAAUAAGCAUAUGCAUGGAGACUUUGAGUUUUCUUAAAAAAUAAAACCCCACAUCAGAUACCAGUCCCACUCACUGGCAUCAGCAACACAGGUGAAGCUGAAUUUCAACAAAUCAAUAGAAGGUCAAUGAAAAUACACAGGUGGAAUCCAGGUCAGGCUGAAGCCAAGCCACACAGGUAGUACUGUCAAUUGCUCUAGUAAAAUGAAGGUCAUAUUUUUUUCAAAACUGUGUUAUUUGUAGCCUUUGUUCAUGAGACCUACAAACUAUAAACUUUUUUUAACUUCUGGAGCCAGAGAAAUUGCUCAGUGACUACUGAGAAACCAAGGCAUGCCCAAGAAGGCCAUACUGAGGUACAGAUUUUAAAAAACCCCAAAAAACUGGUAGCAAGUGCAAAAAGGAGACCAACCACUUUAAUGCUAACAAAAUACCGAAGCAUAUCCUGGCCUGAUUUGCUAAACUAACUUUAGCAGCAGACCAGACUAGGUGGUCAGCUGAGAUAAUUUCCAACAUGAAUUGCGCUUUGAUAAGCGGUCAUUACUUGUUGCAGUCAAUAGGUUUGCAUGGAGCUGAAGAUAUCCAGUGUAUAGUUAUGCAAGUAACUAGUAAUUCCUUAGCUGGCAGAUCUCUGAUCAGACAAAUUGGUAUAAAGCUAGGUGAGGAAAAGGACUUCUUCCCGUGCCAUGAACUGACAGGAAUAUGGAUGCUGAGCAGAGUAUCUGAGGACAAGAGCUAAGCCCUAUAAGGCAGCAAGAGCUAUCAUAUUCCCUGGCAGAAAUAAAAGUUAACCCCUUGCCAUGAGCUGGGUGCACAGAUUUCAGCAGUAAAACUUGAUGUUCGGCCUUGAAUUCUUGUGUGCAGAAUCUUAAGGCAGAAGCUUUUUUGAUGCAGCCACCCCUGUAAUUCUGGCCAGAACCUGUAUAUCUUAGUGAGAGGCUUGGUGUAUGAUUACCUUUUGUAUCUUCCUCAACUAUUUGGCAAGACAUUUUUGCUUUUUUUUCAAAUGGAUACCAGCUUUCUUUUAUUUUCUUUGUUACUUGCUACGCUGAGAAGUUGUUUCUCUUGAUUAGUUUGCAUGCAAUGUGAUUUCUAGACUGGACACUGAGUCUACUAAAAACACAGAACAAGAGGACUCUUAUAUUAGCUGCAUCUUGAAAUUUGCUACUGUAGCCAAAACCACCAUGGGACGCUGAGUAGCACAAAACACAGCAGCUCCUCCUAAUCAGUGUGAGUUAUAUCAAAACUGUGCUGUAUUACUUCAGGGUUUAAUUACUGUUUCAACUUUGUCAUUGUUUUGCAGUUAGAGUCAAUUUAAGUAAUUGAGUAAUUCUGCCUGUUUUUUGCACUCGUUAGAAUUCCAGCAUUUAGCUAGCUGUCUGUAAAGCUGUUGUAAGAAUACUCUGCUAAACACAAACACAGAAAAUUAGCUGAUACAUGGUCUUAAGUAUAUAACUUUUCAAGCACCAGUGUCUGAAUGGAAACAAAAUUACCUUUAACAUUUGCACUUCUAUGAACCUGUCUUUGUCACUAGUUCUAGUGAAACUUUUGGUAAAGUGCUUACAGUGUAGCAGAGACCUGCCACUAGAGCUCUGCACUGGCAUUGUGCAUCAGACCCGAGUUCUUCCUGCAGAGGGUAGAAAUAUGAGCGAGAU
This is a messenger RNA of Pyrgilauda ruficollis (rufous-necked snowfinch), 4024 nucleotides long. RefSeq names its product neuropeptide Y receptor Y4-2 (gene NPY4R2). The transcript is spliced from 2 exons. The record is from RefSeq and is a predicted model, not a curated record. Gene Ontology annotation, cellular component: plasma membrane; neuron projection. Gene Ontology annotation, molecular function: pancreatic polypeptide receptor activity; neuropeptide binding. NCBI's taxonomy places the organism in Eukaryota, Metazoa, Chordata, Aves, Passeriformes, Passeridae. Gene Ontology annotation, biological process: G protein-coupled receptor signaling pathway. Bases 214 to 1347 code for a protein of 377 amino acids.